This is a messenger RNA of Penicillium soppii, 3969 nucleotides long. RefSeq lists its product as uncharacterized. The transcript has 5 exons. Lineage: Eukaryota; Fungi; Ascomycota; Eurotiomycetes; Eurotiales; Aspergillaceae. Gene Ontology annotation, biological process: carbohydrate metabolic process. The coding region runs from base 1 to 3969 and encodes 1322 amino acids. Gene Ontology annotation, molecular function: chitin binding; hydrolase activity, hydrolyzing O-glycosyl compounds. The record is from RefSeq and is a predicted model, not a curated record.
AUGAGACCCCCAUUGCUCCGACACCAUCUGUUGGCUUUAGCAGUGUGGAUCAACCUUUUGAUCUUUUCUCACGCCGCUCAAGAUAUUAAUGGAAAGGCUGUUCUCAAACUUGGAGAUAUCGUCCCAGUUGAUACUCCAGGCAGCUACUACUCGGAACUCCAUCCCUGUCCGGCAGCCUGCCUGGACAACAAGCCCAAUAACUGGACUGUGUACUCUUCAGUCAAUCGUCUGAAUGUCUGCAGUCAACCAAUGCUUUUUGAGGUGGGCAUUCACAAGCCUGUUGACAAAGGAAAUGGUGUCAGAUUGCAUGCAUGCACAGUUGGUGAUAGCCGCAAUGCCAACACCACUGUGAAUGCGCUCUUUGAAGCUUCUGGCGAAGCCAAAAACUUGACCAAGCGCGCAAAUCCCAGGUGCGUAGCUGCUACUGCUACUACCAAGGUUGCCCUCACAUAUGGGCAGCAGGGCCCGAGCGACGCUCCUGGUGAUGGUGCCGUGGUAGCCUUGGAGAGCCUGCAGCAUUACUUGGAAGACGACUCAAACUGUGACUCCUCCAUUUUGUUCUCAUACUCCAAUGGCACAGCAGCUGGCAUUUACCUGGGCUCCUCAUUUGACAAACGCACAGUCAAGCCCUUGGUCUCCCAGCUCGUUGAUCACAUCAAGACGUCCAACCCAGCAGGCUACAUGGCUGUUCAAUUGUGCGGUGAUGAGCGCAACUCGAAUCAUGUUCUGGGUCUUGCUGUUGAUACAUCGGGAAACGUCGCCUCAGUGCAGAGCGCCAUUCGUUCUUGGUCCAAGGCAGAAUGUGUCAGCGGACUGGACUCGUCUUCCGUCUGGGAAGACGUGCAUAUAUGGGAGUCUACCGCAGACUUGCAGCCAAUCAGUCAAGCAGCUGAGCGUGAUCUAGAAGCACGAGCAGAAUGUUCGACAAUCCGGGUGGGCGCAAAUGAAUACUGUCCUGCCCUGGCUUCACGAUGUGGGAUCAGUCUAGCCACCUUCCAAAAGUAUAACCCGGGCUCAACUUUUUGCAAUAAGCUCGCGCAAGGUCAGCCUGUCUGUUGUACUGCUGGUACAUUACCGGACAUCACCCCAAAGCCUGAAGCAGACGGCACUUGCAACACUUACACCGUACAGCUUGGCGAUGAUUGUUCGAAACUCGCUGCAACAUAUGGGUUGACCGAAAAGAAAAUUGACGAGUUCAACAACGGCACCACAUGGGGUUGGAACGGGUGUGGGGAUCUUGAUGCUCACAUCAACAUUUGCCUCAGUGAAGGAAAGCCCCCCAUGCCGGCUCCAAUCUCCAACGCCCUGUGUGGGCCAACCAAGCCCGGUUCCCAAAAGCCUACCGAUGAUACAGAACUUGCAGAUUUGAACCCUUGCCCGCUGAAUGUGUGCUGCAACAUAUGGGGCCAGUGUGGUAUUACUCAGGAGUUCUGUCUCAAGGAGCCUGGGCCUUCCAAGAAUCCAGGAACUUCGCUUCAUCAGAACGGUUGUGUGUCUUCCUGUGGAACAGAGAUUACAAACAAAGGAACUGCUCCAGCACAGUAUGGCCGAGUUGGCUAUUAUGAAACUUGGAACUUUGAUCGAGAUUGUCUAAAUCUUCGUGCAGAAAACGCCAAUACCGAUGGCAGUUACACGCACAUGCACUGGGCAUUCGCUGGAAUCAAUUCGAAUGACUGGACAGUCAAGAUCAAUGACACGUUUGGUCAAUGGAAAGACUUCAAAGAGCUUGAUCUUAAACGCAUCAUUUCGUUCGGUGGCUGGGGAUACUCGACAGAGCCUGCGACAUAUGAUAUCUUGCGACAAGCAAUGGCGACCCCCGAGGCCCGUACCACUUUUGCGACUAAUGUUGCCAAAUUUGUGAAGGAUGAGGGCAUUGAUGGCGUGGACUUUGACUGGGAAUACCCAGGGGCUACAGAUAUCGAUGGCACUCCUCCGGGCUUUGCGACAGAUGGCCCCAAUUAUCUCAAAUUUUUGACCACUAUGCGCUCCAAAUUAGGGACAGGAUAUACCUUGUCUAUUGCCGCUCCGGCAUCCUACUGGUAUCUCAAAUCAUUUCCCAUCAAGAACAUGGCCAAGCAGCUUGACUACAUUGUUUACAUGACGUACGACUUGCACGGUAUGUUGGAUUCUUUCUUCGGUCGAGUAACAGAGCUAACCUAUGCAGGACAAUGGGAUGCUGGUAACCAGUGGGCCACAGAAGGUUGUCUUGAGGGAAAUUGUCUUCGCAGUCAUGUCAAUCUCACCGAGACUGAAUACGCACUUUCUAUGAUCACCAAGGCGGGUGUCUCGACAAAUAAGAUCUUUGUCGGCGAGUCAAGCUACGGCCGGUCAUUCAAGAUGUCAGAGAAGGGUUGUACAGGACCUGACUGCAACUACGAGGGCACACGAUAUGAUUCCAAAGCAAAGAAGGGUGUCUGUACAGAUACUGCUGGUUAUAUAUCCAAUGCUGAGCUUGGCCGGAUCAAAAGCUUGAACACCAACGUGAAAUCUUGGCACGAUGGGGGCUCCAACAGUGACAUUAUGGUGUACGAUGACACUGAAUGGGUCGCGUAUAUGUCCCCAGCCACCAAAGGCACCCGUCGCUCUUACUGGGAAGGCAUGAACUUUGCCGGUACCAUUGAUUGGGCAGUCGAUCUGCAGGAAUACACAGACGAUGACUUAGCAGGCCCAGAUGGCGACAGCAUGGACGAUGGCUUCCCAAUCCCGGCCUUGCCUGAAUGCAAAGGGUCAUACACUACUCUGGAGGCCAUUCAAGACGACGUAGCCAAGAUACCUAGAGCCUGUGUGUCCCAAUACAUACUUAAGGUCUUGAAAGACACUCUUGAUGACGCCUUGAAACGUUAUGACAGCAUGAUAGCAGACGACUAUGACAAAGACUUCGACUACUACGCUCAAGCCGUGGUCGACAGUGGAAAGGAUCAAGUCGAAAGCUUCAUGUACGAGAAUGGCUCGAAAUACUUCACCUGCAUUGUGACCGAGGAGGUUCCCGCCUGUAACUAUUGUGAAAGCCAGUGGGGGGAAGACAGCGACGUCUACUGUCGUUACUGCGAGGAUUACGAUAAUGGCUGGGACUCAAUUUGUGACCAGCCCGAGGUCUACUGUGAAAGUGCAGAGGUCAGGUACAAGAACGUGACGGAGGAAUGUCCGCCUGAUUACUCGUUGCGUGCGCAGUUACCUCCACAAGAUUCGCAUUGGUCACAGUCGGUGUACUGGCAUCUGGUGGCCUCCAAGGCCAAGAGUUUCUGGGCAGACUUGUAUACCGAGAAAGGCAUUGCUCAGGAGAACAUCAAAUGGGAAGAUGUCCAUCAUUAUGAGUGUGCGCCUAGCGACAAACAAUGUGGAAACCGAGAUUGGGAUUACAACUUCCCUGUGCCCGAUGGGUACGACAAGGAAGACGUACUCAAUCCGAAAGACGUUGUGUCAGACGCUCACAAGAAUGUCACACUCCUCAGCUCUGAGAUGACUAGGGCCCUGGAUGUUAUGACAAAAGGGUCUUUCUCAAUCGAUGCUGAUGAUUUGGUCGACGCAUUGUCGCUUCCAAUCUCUAUGGUUGCGGAUGCCGUUGAUAGCAUGGAGAAGGUCAAGGAAAUUGGAGAGGAAAUCGAGGAGGCUCAGCGGGAGGCUAUUCUAAUGGCUUUCCUGACUGCCAUCUUCUUCUUUAUUCCCGUCGUUGGUGAGAUUGCUGGUGCUGUCAGUUCCAUGGCAACGAUUGGCCGAAUUGUCGCGCUGUUGGGUGAAACUGGUAAUGUCGCGCUGGACAUUUACACCAUCGUUGACGACCCCGCUAACGCACCACUGGCUAUUUUUGGCCUUGUUCUCUCCCCAUUGGCUCUUACAGAUGCAGUGGCUAUCGGCCGAGCUGCCAGUGCUCGUCGUUCUAUGUCUGCAGACGAUGUAUCUAAGCUGGGCGAAGGUCUGAACGAGAGGCUGAACAAAAUCAGCAACAUUAAGGAUGUGUGUCGGAUCUGA